UUUUACAGAAAUGGAAAAUCUUCCCAAAAUAUGUGUAGAUACUACUGAUGCGUUUAUGACGACGGAAAGAUUUGGUACACGAGAAGAGGUUAUCAGAUGGAUUAAAGAGGUUGGAAUCGACAAUAAAGUAACUGUUAUUAUCAGUCGUUCAGAUACUGAAACGGGGAAGAGAGGGAGAAGUAACAAAAUAAUAUUUGGCUGUGAUAAAGGUGGGAAACACAAGAUUAGUGAUAGUGGUACCCAAAGUGCGUCCAAGAAAUGUGGAUGUCCAUUUAAAAUCAGGUCGACUCCGGCGAAAGAUGGAUCUGGUUGGAAGAUUGAUGUAAAAUGUGGGUUACAUAAUCAUGGUUUACCUGAUAGAUUAGAAGGUCAUUCGUUUAUUGGUAGGUUGACCACAGAUGAGAAGCAACAUGUCGCUGAUUUGGCAAAGAGACAUGUAGCACCUAGAAACAUUUUGCUUUCCUUGCAAGACAAGUUUCCUGAGAAUGUCACUCGUAUUACGCAAGUAUACAAGCAUAAGAGUGUGAUAGAAAAAGAGAUAAGAGGUCCAAGGAGUGAGAUACAACAUCUGUUUAAGCUUAUUGAGGAUGCAGGAUAUGUGUAUUGGAGUAGAAAAAAGGAUGACUCGGAAGUGGUGAGAGAGAUAUUUUGGGCACAUCCUGAUUCAGUGAAGUUGUUGAAUAUAUUUCCGAUUGUGUUAGUUAUGGAUAGCACCUACAAGAUAAACAAAUAUAGACAACCUUUGUUUGAAAUUGUUGGCAUGACAUCGACUGAGUUGACUUUUACUGUUGGAUUUGCAUAUAUGGAGUCUGAGCAAACAGAGAAUUUUUGCUGGGUAUUGGAGAAAUUAAAAGAGUUGUUUGUGAAGAAAGACAUGUGUCCACAAGUGAUUUUGACAGAUAGAGAUCUUGCUUUGAUGAAAGCAAUUGAAGUUGUGUUUCCCAACUCGAUUAAUUUGCUAUGUAGAUUUCACAUUAACAAAAACGUUGGUGCCAAAUGCAAACAACAUGUGGUGAAUGACCUGCAAAAGACGAUAGACACAUUAUGGAUGGAAGUUGUCUGGGCUAGUGAUGAGGUUGAGUAUGGUCAGCGGUUGCAUCAACUUGAGCAAGCAUGUGUUGAUUAUAGUGGAUUUAUUAAUUAUGUGAAAGACACAUGGUUGACUCCACAUAGGCAUAGAUUUGUUGGAGCAUGGAUUAAUCGAGUCCUACAUUUGGGUAACACAACGACUAAUCGGUACGUCUUAUAAUUUUAUAUUUGAUAUUUUUUUUAUGUUUUUUGAUGUGUUAUUUUCAAUAUCUGAUAUUUUUAAUACUUGAUAUUUUCAAUAUCUAAUGGUAUUUUUUAUAUCUGAUAUUUUUAGGGUUGAAUCUGCUCAUUGGAAGUUAAAGCAGAUGUUAGGAAACAGUAUAGGUGACAUGGUCAAAUGUUGGGAAGCCAUGAAUAACAACUUGAGGUUACAACUGGGAAACAUUAGAGCUUCAUUUCAAAAGAGUUUUUACGAAGUUGAGAACGCGCACGUAAGUCCCUUUUAUGGUUAUUUGUGUGGUUCCGUAUCUCGAGCUGCUUUGAGACGUAUUGGUGAAGAGUUAUUGAGAGUUGAUUAUGUUGGAACUAACAGGCAAAUAUGUGGUUGUACUCUUAGAACAUCUUAUGGGUUACCUUGUGCUUGUGAGUUAGGAAGAUACAUAGUAGGUGGUAUACCGAUACCCAUUGAUGCUGUUCAUGUUCAUUGGAGGAAACUAACUAUGGAAGUUGAGUUAGAGAUAGGUGAAGAUGAUGGAUCAGAGGUGGAUAUGACAGCUGCAAUGGAUGAGUUGUGGAGACGAUUUAGGUCAUUAGAUGUUGUUGGGAAAAGGGCAUUAAGGAGUAGGGUAUGUGAACUAGCAUACCCAACAAUGACAACAUUGUGUCCACCACCUGAGAAAAUAAAAACCAAAGGAGGAGUGAAGAAGAAAGGGAAAAAACCAGCAGAUUAUGAUGUUUAUAGGGACCCUUCGUAUCAUGAGUAUGUUGAUAAGGCAUCUCAAUCUUCACAAAGGCAAUCUCAACCAUCACAGACUUCGAAGAAGAUCAAAUUAUCAAAGAAGCAACCACAAUUCAUGGUUCACAGCCACCUGAAAAAUGGAUGAGUCUACCAGAUAUGGGUUACUUGAUAGCGAAUCGUUAUAAUGUUGUACUUGUCUGUUUAGGCAAUCCGUGCAUCACUUUCUUUCCGAUGACAAGUUCACAUUCACCAAAUGUCUCUAUUUAUUGCAUUGGUUUUGUUAACCAGAAUCAUUGGGUUCAGGUUAACAUGAAAGAGGGGUUUCCAUUGCCACCGGUCACAUUAGAUUGGAAGAAAUUUCGUUCUCAUAUAGCAACUACUUGGAUGCUAGGAUUUGCAGGACGUAUGCAACAUUGGCAAUUACUUACACCUGUAUUAGCAUGAUUAUGUAAUCAAAACAUAAAUAUGUAAUCAAAACAUGAAAUCUAUAUUAUUAUGUCUAUUAUAUUCAAAGCUUAAUACAUAUAAUCAAUGUGAACGAGAAA
Messenger RNA from Lathyrus oleraceus (garden pea), 2532 nucleotides. RefSeq names its product protein FAR-RED ELONGATED HYPOCOTYL 3-like. The transcript is spliced from 2 exons. Gene Ontology annotation, biological process: positive regulation of transcription by RNA polymerase II; cellular response to iron ion starvation. The record is from RefSeq and is a predicted model, not a curated record. Bases 11 to 1249 code for a protein of 412 amino acids. Gene Ontology annotation, molecular function: DNA-binding transcription factor activity, RNA polymerase II-specific. Lineage: Eukaryota; Viridiplantae; Streptophyta; Magnoliopsida; Fabales; Fabaceae.